CAGGUGAUUCGUAUAAGACAAAACUCAGAUGGACUCACUGACCUUGAACAUUUGGAAACAGAACUUCGGGUGAGUAUUGGUUUGACCCUUGGUGGAACUAAGAUUUAUCCAUGAGGGUGGGACUGGCCUUCAUAUUAUUGCUUUUGGUAAUUGUAUAAUAUUACUAUCACAGUUUCUCAAUCGCGUGGUUGACUUUUCAAUGUAUUUCUUGUACUUUCUUCUUUUAAACAAAACAUCUUUGUUAGUAUUUCUUUUUUUUUUUUUUUUUUUUUUUUUUUUUUUUUUUAAAUUUUUUUUUUUAUUUAAAUUAUUUUUUUUUAUUUUUUUUUUUUUUUUUUUUUUAAUAAUUUUUUUUUUUUUUUUUUUUUUUUUUUUUUUUUUUUUUUUUUUUUUUUUUUUGAAAAAUGUAAUAUUCAAUUAAAAUAGUUAUUUAUUAGCCAUUCAAUAUUGUACAUUCUGUAUACUAAUAUUUCAUAAAUUCUCGUUGCAAUUCCACAGCGGUCAUGUCGUUGUGGACCGGAGCGAUUGCUGAUCGGUUCCUUCUCGGCAGCCUCCAACGUGACCGGAAUCCUCACAGACACCCUGGCCAUAUCCCUGCUCAUGCACAAGUACAAGGGAUUCGCGCUCUUUGACUACGCAUGCGCUGCGCCGUACGUGGAGAUAGACAUGAAUUGUACGGAAAAGGGGUGAGUCCUGUUCGCAUCCAUUCAAAGAAAUUGCACAAAAUGUAACUGUCUGUUAAUCUCAACAGAUCAUUUCGUUGGAUCUGUUCGAUUAUAAACUAUUUCCAUUUCACGAGAUUUUGCUAUUUUAAAAAAAAAACGGGGUUAAAUAUCGGUAAUUUGGUGGGUUUUUUUAAACAAAAGAGUAAGUCUUUAUUUCUGCUGUCAGAUGGAAUCAUCGAGAAGAGUGGGUUAGGCGACCACAUUUGUAAAGUUAUAAACGAAACAUUUGUUUAACAAAACACCGUGACAGCCAGCCUCACGAAAGCUAAGACGAGCAGCGCCAUCGUGGAUGAUUGCCCGUUUGGCUGUCUUGUCUUUAACACUCAUUAAAACAACAACUAAAUAGGAAAUUGAUCGUAUAAAUCAUCAUGAUGAAUUACUUUCGACUUAUCGACGGCUUCCGCUCUUAAGAAAUCCUAUUUCCUUUAUCUUGCCCUGGAACAGAUGUAUAAAAUAUUUUUUUGAAGUUGGGGGCAGGGGCUGGGGCGGAAAAAAAUUGAUAGAAUGCGUUGCCAUGGGCAGCGAGUCCUUGUGCCAAGUUUCAGCUUGUUAGGAUGACCGGAAGUUGGUCAACUGGCCUUACGAAGGUUUUGCCACAAAGAGGCCGACGAAGAAACACACGAACAAAAUCAAAGUAAAGGAUGUGAGAAGCUUUCGCGAUUUGAUUCCAGCUUUUCUUUUUUGAUACUGUUUUUAUAUUUUUUUUUUUUUUUUUUUUUGUAAAUUCCCCUCUAGAAAGAUAAAUAGAUGGUCCCCGUCGCCCAAGCAACAUCACAUUUCCAGCACCAACCGUUUCAUGGGUUACAUUAUUAUAUCAAACACUUCGUUGUGGAUUUUGUUUAGCGUAAAUUGCCGAUAAACCAUUUGCUUCACUCCACAGAGAACAAGCAUAUAAAGAUGCCGUGUUCAUUUCACCUCACAAAUUUGUUGGUGGACCACAAACACCAGGUAAUUGACUGGAGCCCCGUAGUGCGCUUGUACGGGAUCAACAGUAGAUUUAAAAAAAAUAAAAUGGAAUAUUAAAAGUUGUAGCGACGACACAACAAAGGCAGAGAUGAGUGAAGAACAUGUGCUAGUCUCUUUGGCCUGUUAAAAUGUAUCAAAUUUUUAUACAUUUCUUACACAAGGCUCACUUAACAGCUCUUCCUGUGUAGCUAUAAGUGGGGACCAAGAUUUGCACUGUACAUCAAUUCCCAGCCUAGACAGGACCCCCCCUCCCCCCCACACUUUUUUUUUAGCUUUAAGAAAACGCAAAAUCUAAAUUUAAACCCGGAGAUGGAGUCCCGUAGGUGCUAUAACAUUGACGCAAUGAAAAUGCGACAAAUCCUGCGACACGGAACGCAUUAGUAAAGCGACUCACAAAAAACAUACUGCUGGUCAUCUGCUCCAUUCUAGUAAACUCCCAAGGCGUCUUGACUAAGGCCUGCUAAAGGAACAAAACGGAAAAAGUGAGCCUGGCGAAUUGAGCACUCCCCCCCCCCCCAAUACCCAUUGCUUAAAACAAAUUACGGCUCUGGUCAAGGCUACUGCCCAAGUGGAAGCCUUGGUCUUCUUCGCAUACGAAGGAAGAACGAUAAAUAAACCUGGAAGCAAAUGUGUUUAUGCGAUGUGUUUUUUUAAAAAUAUUCACGUUUGGUCAAGAAUCAUUCUUCAGAAAUAAGCCUGAACGGCGAAUCCACGACAUUGAUGACACCGACCAGAGUAAAUAAAUGCAAUUGUAUUUUCUGUCUCCUGUGGUGUUAAUCUAAGACUUUGUCCUAAUACGUUUCUAGACUUGAAAUGAUUAACAACGCGAAAAAAAACGAAAUAUACUUUUUAAUAGUGCGGCUGGCUGUGAGCAGUGUGGUAACGUACGCCCCGUAGUUCUUUUAACGGUUCUCCCCCAAAUUCCAAAUUCAAUGGCUUAUUUUACGUAUGCGCCAAUGUCGGCAAUGUGUUUGAAUAAUGAGAAAGGCGAUUGCCCUGAAAUGUAACAACAAGCAGCUGACAAUGUUCAUAUUUCUACAACAGGAAUUCUGGUGGCGAAAAGAUGGCUGUUCAAAAACAAAACUCCUCACGGCGUUGGAGGAGGCACUGUUGUAUUUGUAAGUGUUUGGGAGGGCGCUGCUGUAUUUGUAAGUGUUGGGUACUGUUGUAUUUGUAAGUGUUGGGGGAGGGACUGUUGUAUUUGUAAGUGUUGGGGGAGGGACUGUUGUAUUUGUAAAUGUUGGGGAGGGACUGUUGUAUUUGUAAGUGAUAGGGAGACAUUGUUGUAUUUGUAAGAGUUUGGGAGGGCACUGCUGUAUUUGCAAGUGUUGGGUACUGUUGUAUUUGUAAUUGUUGGUCGAGGGACUGUUGUAUUUGUAAGUGUUGGGGGAGGGACUGUUGUAUUUGUAAGUGUUUGGUAGGGCACUGCUGUAUUUGUAAGUGUUGGGGAGGCACUGUUGUAUUUGUAUGUGUUAGGGAGUAACUGUUGUAUUUGUAGUGUUUGGGAACGCACUGUUGUAUUUGUAAGUGUUGUUGGAGGCACUGUUGUAUUUGUAAAUGUUGUUGGAGGCACUGUUGUAUUUGUAAGUGUUGUUGGAGGCACUGUUGUAUUUGUAAGUGUUAGGGGGGGACUGUUGGAUUUGUAAGUGUUGGGGAGGGACUGUUGUAUUUGUAAAUGUUGUUGGAGGCACUGUUGUAUUUGUAAGUGUUGUUGGAGGCACUGUUGUAUUUGUAAGUGUUAGGGGGGGACUGUUGGAUUUGUAAGUGUUGGGGAGGGACUGUUGUAUUUGUAAGUGUUGGGGAGGGACUGUUGUAAUUGUACGUGCUUCGUUUCUUGAAUUCUUCUUUUGUAUGUGUGUGUUGGAAAUGUCAUUCUCUUCUGUUGACAACGUUUGUGUUCAUUAUUUCAGUUCACCCCACCCCCUACCCAUCACCCUUCAAACCCUACCCAUCCCACAAAAAAAGUUAAAUACGGAUUAAAUGUCAGUGUCAUUAAAAAAAAAAGAGCAACAAAUGUAUUGUAGAUCCAGGUGAAUAAGAGCACUCACAGUCAGCAGACAUACAACCAAAGUAAAUUUAACUAGCGAACAAGGUAGUCCGCGCUGUGAGAUACAUUAAAUAACAUAUACGCUUCGGUUAAAAACCUCUCCCUGAAAUAAUUUUUAAAAAAUUCAUGAGUAAUGUAAUUUAUAUAAAUUUCAAUUUUACGUUAAACACUCUGUGCGUUAAAUAAAGUUUGAUUAGUUAAAAAGAGUAUCAGCCAUCCUGAUGAUGUCAAGCAGCCGUCCCCGGUACUUCGUGAACUAUUUGCCAGGUAGAAACCCACUGUAGAAAUUCCUAUUAGAGGGCGAUCGACACUUCCUUGGGUGAGCAGUUUUUUUUUUGGGGGGGGGGGGGGGGGAUGUAAGGACUUCACGCUUGGGAAAGUCGACUGCUCAGGUUGGGAGAGGACCGUCAGCGGCCGAUCUUGGGAUGAUGAUUUGUCAAUCACGAGAGUGCGAACGGUUGGGGGGGGGGGGUUCUGUCUAAGCAGGAGGACAUCUCCAACAAGCCUCUUUGCAGCGCAACGGUAAGGUGCUUUAGGGAAGGCAUUAAGAACUUGUAUUAGCUCGAUGGUUCGCUGGCGCUAUGUUGUAAUGUGCAUCCGCACGAGGCCGAGCGAAACAAAGUAUUUGAUGCACUUUGUUUGACACUAGGAAGAGGCUGCGUCUUUAAUGAAUAGGAUCGCGUGCAAUUUUUCCCUUCUGGAUCUGUGUAAGACAUCAUCUGUAUUAGACAUCACCUGUUUUAGACAUCUCCUGAGCUAGACAUCAUCUAUGUUAGAUAUCACCUGUGUUAGACAUCAUCUGUGUUAGACAUCACCUGUGUUAGACAUCACCUGUGUUAGACAUCCCCUGUGUUAGACACCACCUGUGUUAGACAUCCCAUUUGUUCGACAAUAACCCGUGUUAGACACCAAGUGUUAGACACCACCCGUGUUAGACACUACCUGUGUUAGACACCACCUGUGUUAGACACCACCCGUGUUAUACACCACCCGUGUUAGACACCACCCGUGUUAGACACCACAUGUAUUAGACACCACCUGUGCUAGAAUCACCUGUGUUAGACACCACCUGUGUUAGAUACUAUAUGUUAGACACCACCCGUGUUAGACACCACCCAUGUUAGACACCAUCUGUGCUAGACACCACCUGUGUUAGACACCACCUGUGUUAGACACCACCCAUGCUAGACACCAUCUGUGUUAGACACCACCUGUGCUAGACACCACCUGUGCUAGACAGCUAACAGAUCAGCUUGCGUCCAAAGGUUCGGCGCUUCAACCACACCUACCUGCACGAAGUAGAGCACCGGGAGGAGGGCGGCACCCCGGCCAUCAUAGAGUCCAUCCGUGCCGGUCUGGUUUUCCGACUGAAGCAGGCGUUCAGCCACAAGUUUAUCAUGAGCAGGGAGAAUGAGAUGUUUGAGUAAGUGCAACCGGCGUGGACAGAUUUAAAUAUUUAUUGCUGGACUGUUUUUUUUUGUUUUUUUAAUUUAUAAAUAUUACUACUUUCAUCUAUCGACAUAAUUUUUAUUCAUCUAUUCUUUUGGGAUAGAGAUUAGAUGUCUGAAUGUCGAGUCCCAAAAUGUCUAAGAUACAAACUAAGACUCCUAGUCAGACCUCUGCAAGACGCGAAGUCAGCAUUGAGCUCAAACACUUUGCCUUUUAUGAAUAGGUAUCAAAUCCAGUGGGGAAAUACAAGGUUAUAUUUAUAUGAAGCGUAAUGCAACCCUUCAUACAUUGAUUUCUCUUAUUCGGAUUGCUCCAAAUUCUAGAGAUAUUACGGUAACUGCAGAUAGAAUCCUUUGUUUAUAGAUCUGCUGGAAGAUCUAAGUAAGACAAAGAUUAAUACAUUUUAAUGGCUGACAGAUGUUAACAAUGAUGAAAGUGAUCUGAAAAUAUGCGACGAUUGCUUAUGUUUGAAGCGUAACGAUCAAUUAUUUUUUUUUCAAUCAAUAAAUAGCUAUCGGAACGUAUUACAAACCAUACCCCAACUUCACCAUGUCUUCAGAUAUAUGAACAGUAUAAAAAAAGUACUCACUUUUUUUUUACCCCUCUGAUUUUCAGGGCCUUUAUUAUUAAAUCUACAAAUAAGUACCUGACUUAAAUUUUAAACACCGUUGCCUACAUCAGAGCGACGUUUCUCUAGAUUCUGUCGCUUCUUUCGCAAAGGUUCGAAAUAAAUAUUUAGAAAAGAAAAAAGAAAAAAAAAAACACAGCUGUUCCAUAUCCAUUCGAUCCCCAUUUCAAAUGACGUCUUCCCCCAAAAUGUAUUUCCUGCCAUGACAUCAUCUGUGCCGGUAUUUCAGGCUGGCAAGUCGUAUCUGGGGAGAGCAUCCAAACAUUCUCAUCCUCGGAAACCUGAUCGUGCGACGGCUGCCCAUCUUCUCCAUGCUGUUCCUGAACCCAGUCACGGGUCGCCUGCUCCACCACGACUUCGUGGCCAUGCUGCUGAAUGACCUGUUUGGGAUACAGGUCCGCAGCGGAUGUGCGUGCGCUGCUCCGUAC
Molecule: messenger RNA, 6243 nt
Organism: Lymnaea stagnalis (great pond snail)
Lineage: Eukaryota; Metazoa; Mollusca; Gastropoda; Lymnaeidae
Source: the annotation of a GenBank genome assembly